UUCUUGCAAUCUGCACUCCACACCUCUCAUUCUAGCAAUUCCACAGUGCAAGUAAAUCCACCAAAAAUGGCAGCAUUAGCAAAGCUUCUCAUAAAAAGAAGAAACUUAUUCAUCUCCGGCCAGAAUUUGAGCGGAGCAAAGUUCUAUACGUCUCAACCAUUGCCGGAAUCUUCAUUUGCUCAAAGACUAAGAGAUCUGCCUAAAGAUCUCCCUGGUACCAAUAUAAGAAAAGAUGCAUCUCAGAUUAUAGGAAAAACACCCCUUGUAUAUCUCAACAAAGUCACGGAGGGUUGCGGUGCUUAUGUUGCAGUCAAGCAAGAAAUGUUUCAACCAACAUCUAGCAUCAAAGACAGACCCGCGCUUUCCAUGAUGAAUGACGCUGAAGAGAAAGGGUUAAUAACGCCCGGAAAGACUGUGUUGAUUGAGCCAACAUCGGGGAACAUGGGGAUCAGUAUGGCAUUCAUGGCCGCUUUGAAAGGCUACAAGAUGGUGUUGACAAUGCCCUCAUACACCAGCUUAGAAAGGCGGGUGACAAUGCGAGCAUUUGGAGCUGAUUUGAUCCUCACUGACCCGCUUAAAGGCAUGGGAGGUACCGUGAAGAAAGCAUAUGAUCUUUUGGAAUCCACACCUGAUGCUUUCAUGCUUCAACAAUUUGCUAACCCUGCAAACACCAAGGUGCAUUUUGAGACCACGGGUCCGGAGAUUUGGGAUGACACGAAUGGUAAAGUGGACAUUUUCGUGAUGGGGAUUGGCAGUGGAGGCACUGUAUCCGGUGUUGGACAAUAUCUUAAAUCGAAAAAUCCAGACGUUAAGAUUUAUGGACUUGAGCCUGAGGAAAGCAAUAUACUAAAUGGUGGCAAACCAGGACCUCAUCAAAUAACAGGAAAUGGGGUCGGAUUCAAACCCGAUAUCUUGGACAUGGACGUGAUGGAGGAAGUCCUUAUGGUAUCUAGUGAAGAUGCCGUAAACAUGGCCAGAGAAUUGGCCUUGAAAGAAGGACUUAUGGUUGGAAUAUCAUCAGGAGCAAAUACUGUUGCAGCCUUAAGGCUUGCUCAAAGGCCAGAAAACAAAGGCAAACUUAUUGUGACAAUUCACGCAAGUUUCGGAGAGAGGUAUUUGUCAUCCGUCUUGUUUGAGAAAUUGAGAAAAGAGGCUGAGGCAAUGCAACCAGUUUCUGUUGAUUAAUGGAAUUUUUGAAGUACAAUAUAUAUUGAAUAUGUCAUAUUUAGUUCACAUGUACUCACGAAAUUAUCAAACUUAAUAUAUAUAGUGUAUACUAUGUUGUUAUA
Erigeron canadensis is the source of this 1289-nucleotide messenger RNA. Its product is annotated as bifunctional L-3-cyanoalanine synthase/cysteine synthase 1, mitochondrial. Gene Ontology annotation, cellular component: cytoplasm. The record is from RefSeq and is a predicted model, not a curated record. The coding region runs from base 67 to 1185 and encodes 372 amino acids. Lineage: Eukaryota; Viridiplantae; Streptophyta; Magnoliopsida; Asterales; Asteraceae. The transcript is spliced from 9 exons. Gene Ontology annotation, molecular function: cysteine synthase activity.